CAACAGUUGGUACGAUCAAGUAGUACUUACUUAUUAUUGAAAAUAUUGAUUAUUUAAGAAGCUUUAAAUUAUUUCUUUCAAAGUUGAGGUACAAAGACACCUGUAAAAGCAGCUUAUCUAAGUUUGGAUUAAAUGUCAGCAUCUGAGAAGAAAUAGCUGAGGACAGGAACGCAGCUAGGAAAAUGAUAAAGGAAAGAACUAUAAUGUUAGACAGCUGUCUCAGAUACAACCAGGCUGAGAAGUGCAUAUGAUGAAAGGAAAACAACGGAAAUACAGAGCUUCGAUCCACCUCAGUAACAUGCAAGCACUGCGGCAACAGAAUUUGCGCUUCAAACAUAAGAAGAUAAAGAAUUAGCCAUAAAAGAAGCUGCAUGAAGACAACCUUGAUACCAUCUGAAGCUAAACUGACCGUCUGCAUAAACGACAAGAGCCAUGAGGGCCUAUGUAGGCUACGUUAAAUUUCUUAAGAAGCACUACAUCCAAAGUUCAUAAAAUUGCACCUCUGGUUGUAUGAUAAGACAAGAUAUUAUUGUUGUACUUCUCUGGAUGAGCGCUGUCCCUUGGUUGUUUUAUUGCAAGGACAUUAACAAUUUGAAGUUGACAUUAACUGCCAUGUAUAUAGGAAGAUAAUUGAUAAUAACUUUCUGUCAGGUCUAAAGCCAAAGUAGAGCCGCUUUGAAGAGUUUAAAAUUCACCACACAUGAAAAAAACUAGGGUAGGCUAAUGCUGAAAGUAAUUAUUAAGUAGUAUAAUGUCGGCUAAAAUAGCUCACUUAUUUUAUACCAACCACACAGCAAUAAUUAAUGAUUCAAAUAGCAGAAAGUGCUAAAUUGACCAAUACUUUUGUUUUUCUCCCCAUCUUACAUUCACCCACUCUCCCCAUCCACCUUGGUUUUAAACAUCAUAUCAUACCAUCGAUCGGGGUGGAUGGGGGAGGGGGACUCAUUAGAAAUAUUAAUACAAACUGUGUAAAAAUAAAAUACCAUAGCUUAAAAGAAAGAGUUUAUCGUUUAUUGUGUACAUUGUAAUGCCGGCAGUACACUACACUGCAUAACUCGUUCAUAGUAUUAUUGACAAGUAGGCAUUAGGCAGGCAUACAGGGACAAGGAGACAAGAGAACGUGCUAGUUGUUGAGUGUCCAGAGCAUUGUUGUACGUAUCGGAUGAGCGAGCUCUAGAAUCCCAUUGGUACCUGAAAAAGAGCAAGCGUUUGCAUCAUUAGUGUCUAAGAAACUUACAUUCUCUACGAUGUCAGUGACGCCAGAAAAAAGAGUUCUUUCCAUUCAAAGUUCUGUUGUGUCCGGCUACGUGGGGAAUAAAAGUGCAACUUUUCCCCUGCAGCUGCAUGGCUAUGACGUGAGCACAAUCAACUCGGUACAGUUCUCCAACCACACAGGUUAUGGAAAGUGGAAGGGGCAAGUUCUCAACGCCCAGGAAGCCUCGGACCUGUUUGAGGGUCUGAGAACCAACGGAUUGCUCAACUAUUCCCAUGUCCUCACAGGGUAUGUCGGAUCGGAUUGCUUCCUUCGUAAAGUCGGAGAAGCUGUGAAGGAGAUGAAGAGCAAAAAUCCAAACUUGAUAUACGUGUGUGACCCUGUGAUGGGAGACAAUGGGAGACUGUAUGUGAGUGAAAAACUGGUGCCCAUCUACCGGACGGAGAUUGCUGAACAGGCAGAUAUCAUUACGCCGAACCAGUUUGAACUGGAACAACUGACACAGCUCCCAGUCACCACGGAAACGGAAGCGUUCGCAGCCAUGGAACAGCUGCACCAGCGCGGCGUCCGGGUGGUAGUGCUGAGCAGCAGCAAUCUAGGUCAAGGUCAGGUGAUGCUGUGUCUGGCCAGCAGCAGGGAAGGCAGCACUACGAAGAAAUACAGACUGAAAAUUCCCAAACUUGACGCUCCUUUUGUGGGCACCGGUGACCUCUUUGCUGCGUCGCUUUUGACGUGGAUGGACAAGGAGAAAAACUUGAAGGGUGCUCUGGAGAGGACAGUCAGCAUUGUGCAGAAAGUCAUCAAAAGAACUUUGGAGCAAGCUCAAAGUCUGGCGGGCCCCGGUGUGCGCCCCAGUACGUCCCAGAUGGAGCUCAGGUUGGUGCAGUCCAAGGCAGACAUCGAAGACCCCGCGGUGGACAUGAUAGCGGAGGAGGUUCAGUGACGACCCCACGGCAUAGUGGGAGGGGGGGGAGCCCAUGAUAGAGUGUGAUAAUCAGGGAUCAAAGCACUGUUGUUGACCUCAGCUCAUCCGUCAUCGACAUCUUCACGUCACCGAGACUGUGUUCUCGGAUGUGUUCUGGUUGCAGGAAAGCAGGGAUUUUCUUUUUACUAGAACUCUUUCCUUUCUGUCUUUCUUUCUUUCUAUCUUUUUAUCUCUCUGUCU
Molecule: messenger RNA, 2378 nt
Organism: Aplysia californica (California sea hare)
Lineage: Eukaryota; Metazoa; Mollusca; Gastropoda; Aplysiida; Aplysiidae
Product: pyridoxal kinase
Exons: 10
Coding region: 1248-2156 (302 amino acids)
Biological process (GO): pyridoxal 5'-phosphate salvage
Cellular component (GO): cytosol
Molecular function (GO): pyridoxal kinase activity
Source: RefSeq, a predicted model, not a curated record